GACAGCAAUUGCACCUUUUCCACAAGAGCGGACCAAACCCCCCAUAACAUGCGACCAGCGAGGAGGCUGCAGCCAUCCGGGACGGUUGUACUGGCGAGCAUCAUCGGACAAACACUGACGGCAUUUAGUCAUGGCUGGAUCUGGACCCUGCGACUGCUCUUAUCCUCUGCGGAAUCUUCGCGCUGGUAUUUCUUUUUCUUUUUUCUGGUCUUUUGCCAAUAUUCGGCCGGUUGAGAAUCUUUUGAUUUGCAUUGGAUUCUCUGGGCGGCGAACAUUAGAUGUGUUCUCAGACUGGCUUUUUAUACUCCUGUUCCUGUCGCUUCUUUUUUGCGUGACUGUUUCUGCAGGGCUGUUAGUGGAUGACACCAAUCUCUGCAAGCUCACACGCCUAGGUUGCUCUUGUUCCUGGAGUGAAUGGUGUAUCGUUCUCUGUGUGGUGUUAUCAACCCCUGUUACCAACGCCUGUCUCAGUGAAUGUUAACUCAUUUUUUGCUGGCCAGUGAUUCACCGAUCUUUAACACGGUCUUCCUUUCUGUUUAUUUCUUUGGAUCCUCUGCUCUCUUCUUUUCUUUCUUAAUCUCUUCGCUGUGGUUGUGUUCUCUUUACUUCCAUCCCUCUACUUCUAGCUCUC
Messenger RNA from Aspergillus brunneoviolaceus CBS 621.78, 631 nucleotides. RefSeq lists its product as uncharacterized. The record is from RefSeq and is a predicted model, not a curated record. NCBI's taxonomy places the organism in Eukaryota, Fungi, Ascomycota, Eurotiomycetes, Eurotiales, Aspergillaceae. The transcript has a single exon. The coding region runs from base 131 to 481 and encodes 116 amino acids.